Molecule: messenger RNA, 1533 nt
Organism: Scomber japonicus (chub mackerel)
Lineage: Eukaryota; Metazoa; Chordata; Actinopteri; Scombriformes; Scombridae
Product: nuclear factor 7, ovary-like
Exons: 1
Coding region: 1-1533 (510 amino acids)
Molecular function (GO): protein binding; zinc ion binding
Source: RefSeq, a predicted model, not a curated record
AUGUUUUCUCAAUCAGAAAACGAUCUCUCCUGUCCCGUCUGUCAUGACAUCUUUAAAGAUCCAGUUGUCCUGGCAUGCAGCCACAGCUUCUGUAAAGUCUGUCUGAAGAACUGGUGGAGGGAGAAACAAGAGAGUGAGUGUCCAACCUGUAGGAGAAGAACAUCUAAGUCUGACCCACCUGUCAGUUUAGCAUUAAAGAACCUGUGUGAGGCUUUCUUACAGCAGAGAGAUCAGAGAUCUUCAUCAGGGUCUGAGCCUGUCUGCAGUCUGCACUCUGAGAAAUUCAAACUCUUCUGUCUGAACCAUAAGCAGCCAGUUUGUGUUGUUUGCAGGGAUUCAAUAGCACACAAAGACCACAGAUUCAGACCCAUUGAUGAAGCUGAACAGGAUCACAAAGACGAGCUCCAGAAAUCCCUGAAGCCCUUACAGGAGAAACUGAAGCUCUGUAAAGAAGUUAAAGGAAACUGUGAUCAAACAGCAGACUACAAUAAGGUCCAUGCCAGAGACACAGAGAGGCAGAUUAAGGAGCAGUUUAAGAAGCUUCAUCAGUUUUUAAAAGAGGAAGAGGAGGCCAGGAUCUCUGCUCUGAGGGAGGAAGAGAAGCAGAAGAGUCAGAUGAUGAAGGAAAAGAUUGAGGGUCUGAGAAGAGAGAUAGCAGCUCUUUCAGACACAAUCAGAGCCACACAGGAGGAACUGAGACUUGAAGGUAUCUCAUUCCUGCAGAACUACAAGGCUGCAGUGGAAAGAGUCCAGCAGCGCCUCCUGCUGGAUGAUCCAGAGCUGGUCUCAGGAGCUCUGAUAGAUGUGGCCAAACACCUAGGAAACCUGACCUUCAACAUCUGGAACAAGAUGAAGGAGAUGGUCUCCUACACUCCUGUGAUUCUGGAUCCAAACACUGCUCAUCCAAGACUCUACCUCUCUGAAGAUCUGACCAGUGUGAGACGUGGAGAGAGACAGAAGCUUCCUGAAAACCCAGAGCGGUUUGAUCGUCACCACUGUGUCCUGGGUUCUCAGGGAUUUAACUCAGGGACUCACAGCUGGGAUGUGGAGGUCAGAGAUGAUCAAAAUUGGUGUGUAGGUGUUUUAAAUGAAUCUGCUGGACACAAGGGACAAUUACAGGCUGGAUUCUGGGAAGUGUGUUUCCUUAAUGGAGAAUACUCAGCAGCCUCUCCGUCACUCUCUGAUAAAGUCCUCUCAGUGAAGAAGAAGCUGCAGAGGAUCAGAGUUCGUCUGAACUAUAACAAAGGAAAACUGUCUUUCUGUGAUCCUGAUACUGACACACACAUAUACACCUUCAUACACACUUUCACUGAGAAGCUGUUUCCUUACAUUGACACUUUGAGUGAAUUCCCAAUGAAGACAUUACCAGUUACAGUCUCUGUAACAACGGAUCAGCACACAGUCCGUUCGUCUAAAGGUUUGUGGCCUUCAGCAAGCCUUCGCAGAGACAUAGAGAAAAGACCCAUAAUGAGAAGAAAUCGGGAAAAAGACAGAGGAGAGAAGUUGAAAAGCAUACCUGAUGACCUGAUCUGA